AUGAAAUUCCUACUAUUCCUAUCACUGAUAACUGCUCUACAUGGCUUCGAAUACCUACCAGUGAAUCGAAUACCCUAUUGGAAGGCUUUGAAAGACAGAAACCGGGGUCCGGCCUAUGCCCAGCCUGAACAAGUUCAUCUCGCUUAUGGAGGUAAUUAUUUUUUUAAGCCUUAUGAGCCUGAAACUCUACCGGUAAGACAUAUGAAAUGAAACUACCGAGAAUUGCCCAAUAAAUCAGAAAAAAAAAAACUUGAAAGGACUCGAACCAGGAACCUCUGCUUCGAUGUCAAGGUCUCUACCGACGGAGCCAUUACUCUCUUUUUUUGAAAAUAGAAAUCUAGAACACACUCUUCCGUAUGAUCAAUGCAAAAUGAAGCUUCGAACAAAAAUCAAUGAACCUUAAAAGGACUCGAACCAGGAACCGCUGCUUCGAUGUCAAGGUCACUACCGACUGAGCCAUGCUGGCUUUUUAAACCACACAGUAAUAUGCCUCAUUCUUUCAAUUAUUCUUGAAAGAUAGGCUCCCAAAAAGUAGUUUUCAAGAAACUUCCAGUCAAAAUGUCGAAAGUUCAACUCCUCUCCACGUUUUUGCCAUUUUCCAGGUGAUCCAACGAAAAUGUCCGUCACUUGGCUGACCUUCGACGACACAGCGGAAGCUAUUGUGGAAUAUGGAGAAGAUUUGAGUCUUGGAAAGGUGAUUUUCAUUGAUUAGGAUAGUUUUGAAGAUGGCAAAAUUAUUGACAGAUGUGAGAAUCAAGAAAACCCUUGGAAGAAUGAGUAGGAUUGAAAAAAGGACGGUUGGUUUUUGAGUUAGGAAAAAAUGAUUUUUAUAUUUUGUAAAAUCAAAUUUUUUUGAUUAACGAUUUUUUUGACUAAACAGCUAGGUAAAAAAAUUGUCGCUUCUUGGAAUCUUGUUGUUGCGAAUGGAAUGGCCCGACCCGAAACGACUUGCGCUUAUUGACAUUGAAAAGUUCAUGAGCGUGUCGCAGCGCUUUGAGCCAUUCCAAAUGCGACCUUUUUGGGUUUUUUCAAAACUGAGAUAUCUGAAAAACGAAAUUGAACUGAAAGUUUCAGUUUUCUUGGUUUUUGAGCUAUUUAUAUAAAUAAAAAUUUUUUUAAACUCAAGUAUUUCAGUGACUUUUUUCCAUGUCUUUUGAAGGCGAAUUUCGUUGAUUUUUAUGAUUUUUUUGAACCUUUUUUCAGAUAUUUACAUUAAUGAGAUGAUUGAGAAGCUCCUGAACAAAGAAAAUGACUUACUUUUCAAAAAAUUCAGCAAGUAAAAGGCCGAAGCGCCGUUUUUUUGGACGGCCAAAAAUCGAAUCGUUGGCGCUAUAUCCAUAGAGCGAACUUGACCGAUUUGGUUCCAGGGACAAGAUAUUGUAAGUUUAAAAAUUUUUAUAAAUACUUAAAAAAAAUAAAAAAAUGAUUCAGAUUACCACGUUGGAUGUGAAUACGGCUGGAGCGCCAUUUAUUUUUUUACAGUGAGAAUUUUUUUGAUUUUUUGAUUUUUUUCAUGUACAUUUGCAUUGUAAGAUUGCUGAAUUCUUCCAUCUGAAUUUUUUUCAGGCCCUAAAACCCCGGUCAGAUGGAGGGUACGAGUACGCUGUCUAUGGGGAUUUGGGCAGUGAAAAUGGUCGAUCGAUCGGAAAAUUACAGAAGUUCGCUCAGAGUGGCGGGGUCGAUGUGGUUCUGCAUGUUGGUUAGUUGACAGAAGCUGGUUUUUUCCCGUAAACUUUAAAAACUUACGUUGAGGUUGUUUAGUAUGUUGUGAAGGGGGGGCGACUCUGGAUUGACGGGGGGGUUGGAUUCUGAAAUGUAGGGUGCCGAUUCGGACAAGGCUUGAAAUGCUUGUUUUUAAGGGUAAAGUGGUUCUAGAAUUGCCCCCACUCCCCCUUCCCCCGCGCCUUAGCACCGUGGGGGGCGAUUGUAGAAUAAGUUGUUGUUCGGACGUGGGAGCUGUAUCUCGGUGAGAGGGGAGUGGGGGGCGAUUCUGGAAUGUAGGGUGCCGUUCCGGACAAACGAGGCUUGAAAUGCUUAUUCCAAAGUUGGGUAGGGGGAGGGGCGAAUCUUGAUCUACCCCCCAAGCACCAUGGAAGGCGAUUCUAGAGUCAAAAAUUUGCCUUAGGGGGAGGGAGAGGGGGGGGUUGUACGCCCUUGUUGCUCAUGUUACCUUUGAAUGGCUCAUUUUAAAAAAAUAAAGAAUGAGAAAAAUCUGUUCAGAAUUGGUAGAGGAUCGCUGAGAAACCAAAAAAAGUAUUUUGAAAAAAAAAUGCUCAUAUGACUGUAUUGCUCAUGUUAAACCUGUCUUCCUCAUUUUAGCACUCAUUUUUUAAGGAGAUUUUGCCUACGAUAUGAAUGAGAACAAUGGAGGGACUGGAGAUGAAUUUUUCCGACAAAUCGAGCCGAUCGCUGCGUAUGUCCCUUAUAUGGCCACCGUUGGGAAUCAUGAGGUUUUUCGAAGAUUUUCUUAUUUUUCUUGUAAUUUUUUCUUUUUUUCAGAACUAUAACAACUUCACGCAUUAUGUCAAUCGUUUCACGAUGCCGAAUUCGGAUCACAACUUGUUCUACAGGUAAAUAUCUCAAGAAAAAGAUAAAAUUCAAAAAAAAAUUAACAUGCUGUCUCUGUAAUUUUCGAAAUUUUCUCAAAGACAGCGGGUACAGAAAAAAAAAAAUUUUUUUGAUUUCAAUGAAAUUUCAACCAGUGUUAUCAUAUGACGUCAGAAUUGCGGACACGAUUUUUUGAGCCAUUUCCUCCAACCGUAACCGGGUUACGGUAGGGAGGUGGUCACCUGCGUAUCUAAGAAUUGACAAGUUUUCUCUAGGCAAGUUGUAUAUCAAUCGAUAGGUAAUGCAAUUUUAGGAAUUUUUUCAAUACAUACCAUCUUGGGCUACUGUAGAAAUUUUUGAGAUACGGUACUUUUUGUGUUCGCAACUUUGGUUUUUUGGUCUAGCUUCAAAAAAAUACCACAUUGAAAAAAUUUCGAGAUACCCAUCAUGUCGAAAAAUCGCGCCGAACGCGCGCAACUCGGGGUACUAGCGCUUAGACUCGCCUUGGAUGAUGGCCUCUAACCUUCUUUUAUUGUCUGAACUUUUGUUGAAAACUGUUUUUCUUGAAACUACAGUUCAUAAACUUCUGGUAAAAUUAAAUAUUUAAAAAAAUAUUUAAAAAAAUAGCUUGUGCGCUCUAUUGCUAAUUGGAACCUCUCCCUUAGAAAACAGCCUCAAUUUCUUUAUACGCGUUUAGUUUUCCAGUAACAGAGCAAAAUAGCCCUUAAAAGUGGAAAUUGCAUGUGCGCUCCAUUGCUAAUUGGAUGUUUUGCCUUAGAAAACCGCCUCAAUUUCUUUAUACGCGCUUAAUUUUCCAAGGACAGGAAAAAAAUAGCCUCGAAAAUUAAAUAGCUUGUGCGCUCUAUUGCUAAUUGGAGCUUCUGCUUUAGGAAAUCGCCUCAAUUUCUUUAUAAGCGCCUAAUUUUUCAGUAACAGGCGUGUGCGCUCUAUUGAUAGUUGCAUUAAAAUACUUCAAACUGAAACUACUACACUAAAAUGAUGCACAGAGAUUAUUUUGGGACUGGAAAAAAUAGCCUUGAUAGUAGAAAUAGCAUGUGCGCUCCAUUAAUAAUUGAACUAUGAUACUUCAAAAUGUAACUGCUAUAAUAGAAAUUCAUACUAAAAAUGAUGCGCAAGGAUUAUUUUGGGACUGGAAAAAAUAGCCUUGUUAGUAGAAUUGCAUGUGCGCUCCAUUGAUAAUCGGAUGAGAGUAGAUCAUAUUUGAAAUGUUGCGGUAGAAAAUCAACGAAGCUUCAUGAUACGCAAUGAAUAUUUCGAGAAAGGGACAAAAUAGCCUUAAAAGUGCAAAUAGCAUGUGCGCUCCAUUGAUAAUCGGAUGAGAAUAACUUAAUUUAGAGCUACUGCACUAGAAAGUUACUUUGAAUUGAACGCGGAAGUUGUUUUAGGUCGUUGCAUGAUCUCCCCCGAGGGGGAUUUUUUUAAGGACUGGACAAAAAUAGCUUGGUAAAUAACGGGUUUUCUGCGCUCCAUUGCAAUCUGGGAUUGAAGAUUUUACGAUUAAAAAAAAUCACAUCGAGAUGCGCUCUAUUGAUAAGUACUUGAAAAGCGGCAGGCCAAUUUCCAGCCUUCACGCGACCCUUUGAGCCAUUCCCAAUGCGACCAAGAAGGUUCAAGAAGAAUUUCAGCUUCGACCUCGACAAGGCUCAUUUCAUCGGCUUCUCGACGGAAUUCUACUUUUUCACCCAAUAUGGGUACGCUCAAAUCGGCCGGCAGUUUGAGUGGCUCAAAAAUGACUUGAGGGUGAGGCGAAAUCAACGACUGGCUUUAUUGAGAAUUUCUUGAAGAAAGCCAAUGAGAAUCGGAAAAACGUGCCUUGGAUCAUCACGAUGGGUCAUCGGCCAAUGUAUUGUUCCGACUUUGACGGGGAUGAUUGCACUAAAUAUGAAUCGAUCGUGGGUUCAUUUAUAUUUAUGUACCUGAAAGAGGAAAAAAAUUCUCAAAAAAAUCUAAUUAUUUCGUUUUUUGAAAGUACUGUCGCCUUCUAGGGCUACGUGACUUGAUGUUAACGCUCUUGGGAACGCCAGAGACGACCCUAUAGGGAUUAGGGGGAAAAAAUCCUCUAGAGGGAACGAAAAAGUGAUCCCUAUAGGGAUUUGGGAGAAAAAAGCCUCUAGAGGGGACAAAAAAGGGCUCCCUAUAGGGAUUAGGGGAAAAAAGCCCCUAGAGGGAACAAAAAAGUGCUCCCUAUAGAGAUCUAGGAUCGGGUCUCUGAACCCCUAAAGCUUAAGUGGUCCCUAUAGUGUUAUUUCAUUUUGUAGUCUAUGAGGGCGGUUGAAUGAAACCCCUAUAGGGGCCACUUUUGCAAGAUUUAGUGUCCCUAUAGGGGUUUUUGUUCUGAUUCAAAAAUUAAGAAGAUGUAUAGAGGUCACUAGCAUUUUACCUUAUAAGGGUCGCUAGAUAAAACACUAUAGGGGCCACUUUUGCAAGCUUUAGCGAACGCUAUAGGGUUUUUCGUUCCGAAUAAAAAGUUAAGAAGAUGUAUAAAGGCUACUGGCAUGUUACCCUAUGAGGGCCCCUAGAUAAAACCCUGUGAGGGCCAUUUUUACAAGCUUUAGUGCCUCUGUAGUGGGAGGUGAAGGGGUUCCUAAAGAAGAGCCUCCAAGGGCACCUAAGGUUGCUUCUAUAGGGACCACUCUGGCGUUUUUAAAUAGACGUUUUUCAAAAAAAGUUGAUCAACAAGAAUCUGUACUGAUCUUGAAGAGUCUGAAUACAAAGUCAGAAAGCUGUCAAGAAGCUCUCAAGAACUUCACUGAAAAGGCAACUAGGUUCAAACUUGCUUCAGAAGAUCUAGAUAAAAUUGGUUCACUCUAGAAAUCCGAUUGGUCUUUGAAAAACGGAGCAAUUGAAAUAUCUAGGUUCGACCUGGCUUCAGAGAACUUAACUACCAUGAUGGGCUUUUUGAAUUUAGAAAGGUGCUUCCAGACCAGAAUAAUUGUUAAAAACCUACCAAACUCACUGAUUGAAGUCCGUCCGCCGAGACUUGACAGUUUUCGCAUGUCUGCGUCUCUCUGUUCCCUAACCGGCGAGUUCAGAGAAAAAUGGAAAUAGCACGUCAGCAUGAGAGGGUCGACGAGAGAUAAGGAGGGCGCAGGAAAACGGACUAUAACAAAACUAACUCUAUUCAGUAGUUUAUUCAACUUUCCAAGAGAAUCCUGUAGAUCCGAACCGGCCUCCCCCUAACCCACGCCUACGCCUUGGAGCGGCUCUUCUACGAACAGGGCGUAGAUCUCGAACUUUGGGCUCAUGAGCACACUUAUGAACGGAUGUGGCCGGUCUACAACAGAACGGUUGGUUUGAAUUUGAGAAAGAGGAUUUUCGAGUGAUAAAAAUGAUGCCAGGUUUUCAACGGCACCGAUCAACCUUACUUGGAUCCACCAGCACCAGUUCACAUUGUCACCGGAUCUGCGGUGAGUGGAUUCGAACCUGGAACCCUUCUCGCCUCUCCCAAGCCUCUGACCGACUGAGCCAAGACCUCCGAAGUUUCAGGGCUGCCGAGAGAACACUGACAUCUUCGUCGAGCAUCCAGGUCCAUGGAGCGCGGUUAGAUCGACCGAUUAUGGCUUUGGAAUGUUGAGGGUAUAUAACGAGACCCAUCUGAGGUUCAGACAAGUCGCAGCGUUUACGGUAGGAGGUUACUGUAGGGCUUACUGUAACGGGAGGUUUCUAGGACGUGACGCAGGACGAUUUCUACGUUAUCAAGACGAAACAUCGACCGUACCGGCAUAAGGACUUUAAAAAGUGGGUGGAAAUUUGGAAGACUUAAUCGAAAAAAAAAUCGAUGUAUCACAAAUUUUAUCCGUGAAGCGCAUUUGCUAUUUCAUUUUUAGCCGUGGGGCACAUCUUCAGCGGCCAUGUGCUUUUUUUUGAACAAAACGACAUGAAGAAAAUAACUAAAUACUAAAAAUUAAGAAGAAAUUUAAUUUGACAAGCUUGAAACUUUUUUAGCUCCAUCGAUGUCAAUUUUUCGCAUUGGAGCGCAUUUUCUUGUUAUUUUUAGCCGUGGAGCUUUUUGUCCACAUAAUUACACACUAAGAAUAAUAAGAACCAAAAAAUAAGAACGAAACUCAGUGUGAAUAGCUUCUGGAAUAACGAUCACAGCUUUUCUCAGUGGAGCGCAUCUUCUUUUCAUUUUUAGCCGUGGAGCUUUUUGUCAACAUAAUGACGCACAAAAAAAAACUAGAACCCAAAAACAAGAACGAAAUUCAGUUUGAAUAGCUUUUGGAAUAACGAUCACAGCUUUUCUCAGUGGAGCGCAUUUUCUUGUUAUUUUCAGCCGUGGGGCGCGAUUGUCAUCUCAGAAGCUAUUUUCAAUAUUUUUCAAUAAAAUAAAAUGUUGUAUAUCGAAUUUUCAGACUUCAAACUUUCGGAACCUACAUCCACCACAAAACUUGCGCUCAUCCGUCGCACUGCAAUCGAAAAACCUUCGAUGACGAUGUAAAUAUUGCCGACCUUUGA
Messenger RNA from Caenorhabditis auriculariae, 7023 nucleotides. The record is from the annotation of a GenBank genome assembly. NCBI's taxonomy places the organism in Eukaryota, Metazoa, Nematoda, Chromadorea, Rhabditida, Rhabditidae.